Molecule: messenger RNA, 786 nt
Organism: Fonsecaea nubica
Lineage: Eukaryota; Fungi; Ascomycota; Eurotiomycetes; Chaetothyriales; Herpotrichiellaceae
Exons: 2
Coding region: 1-786 (261 amino acids)
Source: RefSeq, a predicted model, not a curated record
AUGUCCACCGCCAACAAGCCAGAGACCACCAAGCCGGUCAUAGUCGUUGUCCCUGCCUCAUUCUCUCCACCGAGUCUCUACAGUGAACUGGCGGGAGCGUUGAACAGCCACGGCUAUGAGACUGUCGUGAUUGAUCUCCAUUCGGUUGGCGAUCGCAGUCCACUUCCAGCCGCCACAAUGGCCGAUGACGCAGAGUACAUCAGGUCUCUCGCGACAAAGGUCGCUGACCAAGGCAAGGAAAUUGUGCUGGUCAUGCAUUCAUAUGGAGGUAUAUGCGGGACCGAGAGUAUCAAGGGUGUGACGAAGGCUGAACGCACACUGUCCCAGAUGAAAGGAGGCAUCGUGAGGCUGUUCUAUAUCAGCUCCCCAGUGCCGGGAGUGGGGGGUUCGAUUGCCACGCAGAUGAGUGACAACAUGCCUGAGUUUAUCAGAGUCGAAGGUGAUUACAUGUUGACUGAACCAGCGGGUUGUGCUCGAACCAAUUUCUCGGAUCUUCCUCUCGCAAAGGGAGUCGAGUUGGCCAAAACAAUGCUCCCGCACUCGACGGUCAGCUUCACAGGCCUCCUCACUCAUCCGGGCUAUCAGACUAUUCCGGUGUCGUACCUGGUGUGCAAGGAAGACCAGGCAGUGCCACUACAGGUUCAAGAGUCUAUAAUCAACCGGAUCGAGGAGGAGAGCGGUCAAAAGGUCGAUGUCCACACUUGUCAAGCAGGACACUUUCCCACUCUUAGCUGCGCUGAAGAGGUUGCCCGAGCUAUCAGGUGCGCAGUCGGAGACACUCUGUGA